Saccharomyces mikatae IFO 1815 is the source of this 471-nucleotide messenger RNA. RefSeq names its product Erd2p (gene ERD2). Bases 1 to 471 code for a protein of 156 amino acids. Gene Ontology annotation, biological process: endoplasmic reticulum to Golgi vesicle-mediated transport; protein retention in ER lumen. NCBI's taxonomy places the organism in Eukaryota, Fungi, Ascomycota, Saccharomycetes, Saccharomycetales, Saccharomycetaceae. Gene Ontology annotation, cellular component: endoplasmic reticulum; cis-Golgi network; membrane. Gene Ontology annotation, molecular function: ER lumen protein retrieval receptor activity. The transcript has a single exon. The record is from RefSeq and is a predicted model, not a curated record.
AUGAAAAUAUUUUUCAUCGUUUCUACUGCUUACAUCGUGGUCCUAUUACAAGCAUCUAAAAGAACCAACACUAUCGCAUAUAAUGAAAUGCUUAUGGGUGAUACAUUUAAGAUCCAGCAUUUGCUUAUUUGGAGUGCUCUCAUGAGUCUUUUUUUCCAUCAUAAGUUCUCAUUUCUUGAAUUAGCAUGGAGUUUUUCUGUAUGGUUAGAGAGUGUGGCCAUCCUGCCUCAGUUAUACAUGUUAUCUAAGGGUGGAAAGACCAGAAGUCUAACUGUUCAUUACAUUUUUGCCAUGGGAUUAUACAGAGCAUUGUACAUUCCCAACUGGAUUUGGAGAUAUCGUACCGGAGAUAAAAAACUGGACAAGAUUGCUUUUUUCGCAGGAUUAAUGCAAACUUUAUUGUACUCUGAUUUCUUUUACAUCUAUUACACUAAAGUUAUUAGAGGAAAAGGCUUCAGACUACCAAAAUGA